AUGGAGGCGAUGUCGGGGGCAAAGAAGGAAUUUCAGCAGUGGGACUUAUUCCAUCUGAUGGAGGAGAUGCCUGAGGAAGGGCAUUUUCAUGGGCAUUUCCGGAAUUAUGAAGUUCUGAAGUCAGAUGAAGAUGACAUCGAUGUUCAAGAACAUCGUAGUGAUAUGGAAGUAGUAAAAUCAAAAGCACUUGAGGAGAAGGGACUUCCUGACAUGGAUGCAAAGGGUCUUGAUGGUGCUGCUGGUAACUUGGAUUUUCUUCGUAAUAGACCACAGUUUCAAGCACUUCGAGCCAUGGUGCAGGCUAAUCCCCAAAUCUUGCAGGUAUUUCAUAAAUACAAAUCAUAA
Messenger RNA from Lactuca saligna, 345 nucleotides. The record is from the annotation of a GenBank genome assembly. Lineage: Eukaryota; Viridiplantae; Streptophyta; Magnoliopsida; Asterales; Asteraceae.